AUGUCGAAAUCGUGGGUUUUUUGUUCGGAGCCUCCGCGUUAAUGGCGAUUGCCGGUGUUCGUUUUUGUGGCCGUUUGCAUUUUUAAGUGUAUUAAUCUUAUUAUUUUAGUCGUUUAAAUGAUCAUCAAAAUGAAUCCAGAAGCUACCGCACUUGCCCAAAUUCUUCAGAAGACUGUCUCAUCCGAUAAAAAUGAGUUGGAAGCUGCGCAAAACUUCAUCGAUCAGGCAGCGCAGACUAAUAUUGUGGAGUUUAUGAGAACAUUAUCAGACAUCCUACAUCAUGCUGGUAAUAAUGCUGUCGUCCGAACUGCAGCUGGUUUACAGCUCAAAAAUAACCUUACAUCCAAAGACCCUGCUGUCAAAUUCAGAUUCCAACAAAGGUGGCUAGCCUUUCCUGAUGAAAUCCGGGCAUACAUAAAGAAUAAUAUUUUAACUGCGCUUGGAACUGAAAAUUCCCGCCCUAGCUCCGCAGCACAAUGUGUUGCAUAUGUAGCAGUCGUAGAACUUCCUCAAGGAAAAUGGCCGGAACUUAUUCAAAUUUUAGUGAACAAUGUCCUUGACCCCAAUUCAACAGAAAUGGUCCGUGAAGCUACCCUGGAAACAAUUGGUUACAUUUGUCAAGAUAUUGAUCAUGAAAUUUUAACUUCACAAUCAAAUCACAUCCUGACAGCCAUAGUUCACGGUAUGAGAAACACAGAAGCCAGCAAUCAUGUCAGGCUUGCUGCCACAACUGCCCUGUUGAACUCCUUAGAAUUCACUCGCGCCAACUUUGACAAAGAGUCUGAAAGAAAUUACAUUAUGGAAGUGGUCUGUGAGGCAACACAGUCUCCCGAUACCCAAGUUCGAGUGGCAGCUUUACAGUGCCUGGUGAAAAUUAUGUCUUUGUACUAUCAAUAUAUGGAACCGUACAUGGGGCAAGCUUUAUUCCCGAUUACAUUGGAAGCAAUGAAAUCGGAAACGGACGAAGUAGCGUUGCAAGGCAUUGAAUUCUGGUCCAAUGUAAGUGAUGAAGAAGUAGAUCUAGCCAUAGAAGAAAACGAUGCAUUGGAGGCUGGCAGGCCACCACAGAGGACAUCAAGGUUCUACGCCAAAGGAGCUCUGCAAUUCCUUAUUCCAGUCCUAUUGACUAAACUCACUAAACAAGAAGAGAUAGAUGAUGAAGAUGACUGGAAUCCUUGUAAAUCUGCUGGAGUGUGUUUAAUGUUAUUGGCAACUUGUUGCGGAGACGAUGUGGUUCCUCAUGUACUACCUUUUGUUAAAGAUAAUAUUAAAAAUAACAGCUGGCGUUACAGGGAAGCUGCCAUUUUAGCUUUUGGAUCAAUCCUCGGUGGAUUGAGCGCUGAAUCAUUGAAGCCAUUAGUUGAAAUGGUGAUGCCUGUUCUCAUUGAGCGCAUGUACGAUAACAGUAUCCCUGUUCGUGACACAACAGCGUGGACCAUCGGUAGAAUCUGUGACAUCAUUCCAGAUGUGGCGAUCAGUGAAGAUUAUCUCAAGCCGCUGCUGAAAGCUCUUGUCAGUGGCUUGGAGGCAGAAGCCCGCGUUGCCGCUAAUGUCUGUUGGGCGUUCACAGGCCUUGCUGAAGCCAGUUACGAAGCGGCCACCGCCAAUCUGCCGGAGGGCGAAACCCCGGAUACGUACUGUUUGUCUCAGUUCUUCAACUUUAUUGUUGAGCAGCUGCUGGCUACCACAGAUAGAUCAGACGGAUCACAGUCAAAUCUACGUUCAGCAGCAUACGAAGCUUUAAUGGAAAUGAUCAAGAGCUCGCCAAAAGACUGUUAUGCAACUGUUCAGCGCACUAUGAUAAUCUUCUUAGAACGUCUCAACACGGUCCUCCAAAUGAGUAUCCAAAACAAACAGAACAAGGCUCAAUACAAUGAUCUGGAGUCCUUACUUUGUGCAUCUUUGCAGGCCACUUUGAGGAAAAUGACUGCUGAAGAUGUACCCCAGAUUAGCGAUUCUGUCAUGACCACAUUGUUGCAAAUAUUCUCAACGAGUACUCACGAGUCUGGCGGAGUUCAACAAGAUGCUUUGAUGGCAGUGUCAACAUUGGUAGAGAUGCUUGGAGAAGGCUUCUUGAAGUAUAUGGAUGCAUUCAAACCGUACUUAUGUCUAGGAUUGAAGAACCAUGCUGAACAUGAAGUUUGUGGUGCUGCUGUUGGGCUGGUUAGUGACAUCUGCCGAGCACUGAAGAUCAAAAUUCUGCCGUAUUGUGAUGAAAUGAUGACUCUUCUAUUAGAAAAUUUAAGUGAUACGACUGUUGAUCGAUCAAUAAAGCCACAAAUUUUAGCCGUAUUUGGAGACAUUGCCAUCGGUAUUGGUCCGCACUUCAGGAAAUAUUUAGAUGUUGUCCUUCAAACAUUAAUCCAUGCGACACAAGUAGAAGUAGAUAGGAAUAACUAUGACAUGUUAGAAUAUCUGAAUGAACUCAGAGAAAAUGUCCUAGAAACUUACACUGGUAUCAUUCAAGGCUUGAAAGGAGAAUCCACAGGCCCUUACGAAGAAAACGCGGACUUAGUUGCACUCGAAGCCCACGUUCCUUACAUAGCCUCUUUCAUUACUAUGGUAGCGCAAGAUCAAGAGCGCUCUGACUCAAAUACCUCAGCAGCCGCAGGUCUCAUUGGAGACUUGUGUUCAACAUUCGGCCCUAAAGUUUUACCUUUACUAGAUGUAGAACCCAUCAAUGAAAUGUUGGCACAAGGUCGUAAGUCCCAGCGCAAGACUAAAACCAUGGCCGCCUGGGCUACGAAACAACUGAAAACCCUCAAAACGCAAGUUAACAGCAGCUGAUGGGAGCCAGCGUACCAUUCCACGCGUUCAUUAAUCAACACCCCUGUAUAAUUGAAAACUGGGCACAGUGCGCGAUGUGGGAGAUGCGACAUGUAGCAGAUGGGUGAGCGUGUUGUGUCAGGUACGAACGAAAGUGUGUGAUGAAGAAAUUUCUCUGUGACGUGUGCUCCUGUGAUUUAAGUUUAGUGAGAAUUUUCACGUACUGUACUGAGUCUGUGACGAGUUGUGUAUAUUUGUUGCGACCUACGUAUCAUAGUAUUGUGUUGCGGCGUCGAUCAACGCUUAGCCUACUCUUUAAUCUUUUAGUUUUCGCCUUCAACACGCCCUGUUACUGUUUGGUUACCAAUUUACGUUAAAUUAUCAAAUUUUGUUGAUUUGUUAGUAGUUCCUGCUUGAAAGGAAAACAAAUCGCUCAACUUGGAACUCAGCACUGAGAGGCGUUCUCGAAACUGCUGUAGGUUUAAUUUUACACUUAUCCUCAAAGCAGAUUUGCAUUGUAUGAGAGAAGUAACCAGCGAGAAGCUGUGCAAAUAGAUAACAUAGCUCUACUCUUAUUCAACAAUUUUUGAAUAUUUUGAACGCAUUAGAAGUCUUGUAACCUUCUCCUGUGUCUGAUUUUUCUCAAAUUGAACAUGGUAUUAUCAUCCGGUCUUUUAUCUAAAAACUCCCAUUUUUAUCAGAAUAACUAAUAUUAAAUUGCAUUCCCUCCUUUUGGUUUAAUGUUUUAUUUUACUUGUCCGUUUGAAUUUAACUAAAAAUUUGCUCCUGGGUGCUGAAGUGUUAGCACUCUAAUAAAAUUUCUCUCCCACCGUGUAUUCUAGUGGAAAAAAACUGAUGAAUUCAAUUCCAAAAUUAUUUCUCAUUUACUGUCAUGAGUUCCAUAGUAAUUUGUCUGAUCAAUUCUUCUUAUCAGUUAGAUGUGAAUUCAUCAGAUGGACUGUCACCUGUUAUUAAGCUUUCAUUAGAUUCUCAGCCCCUUUGUUUCCUAGUCUGUCCGGUAAUGUUUUAGUUGUCAACUUUCUCUGUUAAAUAUUGACUUUUAGGCUUGUCCUAAAAGGCGCAAAUGUUCUUUUCAAUUUCCUUUCUCAUGCCCCUGUUCCAAGAAUUUGCCUAACUUGUUAAAUUGGCAAGUUUCUAUUGAACUGCAAGAAACCGUACUCAGGCAUCUGUGUUUUAUAGACAAACCUAACUCUCAGUUCUAUAACCUAUAAACCAAAAUUUUUUCUCUUAGGGUCAUCUUGAAAUUUUGUCUUUUUUAUUCGAUUUCUUACAACAAAGGGGUUGUAAAAAAAAUUCGCUAUAUCAGCUCCUGCUUGUUUCACUAUUAAGCUUAUUUCUUUGGAAUCUCAGCUUCACUGUCUCUUGUUCACUAGUUAACGUUACUAUUAAUUUUUCAGUUUUCUCCAAGAAAAUAAACCUAACUACCGGUGACCAAAAUCAAUUUUUUGUCAAUCAUAGAUUAAUGUUCUAUUUUUUUUAAAGUAACAUGGUAAUUUGAGCGAAAGCUUUUUCUUUCCGCUUAUCUUUCUCGUAAUUUCAAGCAGCAAAUAUAUAAGACGCGCUUGACCUCAGUCAUUUAAGCUGAAUGUAUGUCUCUGUGAUGCUAGUGUGUAUGAAGCCUUCUCUGUAUAAGUUUUAUCUAGGACUUAAUUCUUUCGUUUUUUUUUUUCUACUUUUGUAUGUAUGAAUGACUGUUCCUCAUGAAUUAGUUUGUCUGUUCCCUAAAACUGAAAAAGAAAUCUUUAUUAUUCAAAGUAGAACCCGGCGUUGUUAUUGAACCUGUCCUCAACAUCCCUUCUUUUUACAUUGGUUCAAAGAAAAGGUUCAGUUUUUACUGCCCUGAAAGUAUCAAACCUAACCUAAAAUUAGUAAUACUACCAAUGACUUAAAUGUUAAAGUAAAAGAUGAAACUAAUUAUCAGUGAACUUCUAAAAUUUACUGCACUAGUAACUUUUUUUUAAAUCAGCUAUUUUACAAUUUUUUUCCCCUCUUUGUAAGUCCAGUUUUCAGUACAUAUAAAAGUGUUAGUAAAUGGUCAGGUGGAUGAAGAUCAAAACUCAGUUGCCUCUCCAUCAGUUUUUAUGUAUCUUUGCAACAGAGGUCCAACUUCUAAUACAUUUCUUGUGUGAAUAGGCUUCUUUAGUGUGAAUACAUCCAAUGAACCUUGAUCUAAAGAGCUCCAACAGUUUUUUCCCCCUAUUUUUCUGAUAAAUGUUGUUUUGUGAGCUGUCGAUCGAGUUCCAAUAACUGACCCUCCAAAAGGAAUGACAAUAUUUUUUCUUGAAAGAAUUGAUGAAGGCUUUUCACCAUGUUCAGAAGGUCCAAUGAAUGAAAUAUUGAUCCAGCGCCAAAUCUGAAUGCAAGAAGUUGAGUCGUUUUCAGAAUUUUGAGUGAAGUGAAUUAUGUAUGUCAAGAAUUGAUGGGAACGAACGACAGUGUGUUCAUUAUUUCUCACUUUUCUACUUCUUCCAUGAAUUAAUUUCCAACUCUAGCUACAUAUAUCUUUACUUGAGCUUGAUUUAUGUAUGUUUUUUUUAGUAACCUGGAAGAGUCAGGGAUUUUUGCCUCAAAAUCAGUUGAUACCGUGCACUCAGUUUCUUUGAUUCUUGUCUCACUAUUCCUAAUGAUACUUAAUUAAAAUUUCCCAUUUAACUCUCAAAAUACUCCAAAUUUAAUAUCAAACCUCGAGUUUUGAUAUUAAGAUAUUGAACCGUUUUGAUAAAGGUAUUAAAAAGGUAUCACUCAAGAGUGUCUUUCAAAGACCUCUGCUCAAAAGCCUAGCGCAUUCAGCAUUCCUAAGGACCCAGGCUUUGAUUACUAUUUCCAUCGAUGGCUAAAUAUCAAAGUCUUGUAACCAAAUCGCUACAUUUCAUAAUUUCCAGCUUUACUUUACCAGCUUUAUUAGAAGGGAAAUAACACCAUGGCUUGCGAUUUACUGCACCAUUCUUUGGUCAAUUUGUAAGAUUUUGAAGACAUAAUUUCAAUUUGCUUCACUUCUAACAGGUGAAAUUUGCCUGGAAGUUUGGAGGUGUUGUCAGGAAGAUACAUGGCUUUAAAAUGAGAACAUUCAAACUGUGAACAACACUCUUUUUUCAAAUACUAGCGGCCGGCAGGUAUUGUGACAGAAUGAAGCUAUGUUUGCUAAUCAGAGCUCACAUCAGAACACACUCAAAUACCUGCAGGUUGCUGAUGUUUGAAGGAAAAAAGUCAGAUAUCAAAGACUUGAUGGUUCGAUUUAAUCAAGUGACACCAGGUUAUGUGUGUUUUCAACUCAAGCCAUCAAAAUUUGAUGAGAGCUCAUCACAGAUUAGUUGGCGGCUGGUAGAUCGUGACCAAAGAUCUACUGUCUUCAUUGUACCAUUGCACUUGAAUUCAACAAUCAAUAUGGAGCAUCCUUCGCCUUGCUCUUAAAGUAAACUAAUGCAUCCAACAAGGACUAUUUCUCAAGGAACUGUAAUUGCAACUAAAAAUAUAACCUCUUUAUCAGCUACGAUUGAAAGAAAAUUUUAUGUUCUUUAAAUUAUUCUUAGUAAAUAGAGGAGUAGGAGGAAGUAAGUAGGCAUUCAGUGGGCAUCGCACAUUUUUUCAUCCAAUCUCAUCUUCAUGUAAGGUCUAGAGUUUCCAGCAGUUUAUAAAUUCAAGAAAUGUACGGUGACCUCGAGAAAUCUGGGGAAUCUACUGGCAAAUUCAGGGAAUUUUUUGAGUGGCUCGUUAGCUCAGAAAUUUCAGGUGGUGCCGUACAAGAGAAAGCAAAUUGUAAUUCCAGAGUGCCCUUUUCUUUAAGUCCAUAACUUGAAUCCCUGUAAGUAGAAAUUCUGUCCAAAUUUUAGCAAAAUUCAGUAUCAUCAAUAGAAAAAAAAUUUAACAGAAGUUUAGUUUGAAGACCAGAGAAUUAGAAAAUUUUUGAUUCUGAGGAAAAGUGAACUAAGUCAGGGAAUUGAAAAAUGAAGAAAUUACGGAAAGCCUGAUAAUAGCUCUUAUUUUGAAGAUGGUGAUCUUAUGCAAGGCUGACAGAGGCUGUGGUUUUAUUUCUUUAUCAAGCACAAUAUGCUCGAUUCUCGGGUAUUAUUAACAAUUUCAGCAACUCCUUCACCUAUCAAUUACUUGCCUGACAUAGCAUUAUUCAUAGUGCAGGAGAUUUUAUACAAUUACAUUUUUACAUAUUUUCAAUGGAUAAAUUGAAAAUGACCGCUUCCUUAUUACUAAUCUUAUUUGAAAGUCUCUUGGAUUUCACUGAUGAAGUGGACUUAGUCGUUGGCCUCCUUCUCCUCCCCCCCCCCUCUCCAUGCACAUUAUAGGGUGGAAGAAAAUAAUAUGUAAAUUGUUCUCACAUUUGAGAAUGUUAGAAAAAAACUUGGAACGUUUCCUCUUGACUCAGUUGCAUCAGUCAGUAGUCAAUUCUGCAUUCUGAGGACGAAAGUGGUCCGCUUAAAUCAAUGCAGAAAAUUCUGCUCGUUUUAUUUUCAUAUUUCUCCCUUCUUUUUUUUUCUAUUUAAAUCAUUUGAUGUAUCACAACCAUGUACUCUUCUUAGGUUCAUAAUGAAUCAAUUCUCUAAACACCCCGAUUGAUCACAAGAUUGUCAAUGAUGCCAUACCAACAAAGCCAUUUUGUCAGCCUACGUUUGAAUUCUAGUCUAACUUAGCAUUGUGAGUUACAGGACCAAUUAUUGAAAAAUUCAAAUAAAUAAUUUUUCAGAAUAAAACGCUAUCAAGCACACCAAAGAACAUGAAAUUUAUUUGCAGCAAAAAGCUUACGUGCAUUUAAAUUGGAGAUUUCGAAAUGUUGCAAAGGUGAUAAGUACUCAUUUUUUGACUUUACCCAUCAACACACUCUAAUUUUUUGCAUCAACUCAAAAAUUUGAAUUUUUCGUUUUUUGAAAUUCUUUUAAUUUUAGUUUUGCCCCUUUCAAUUUUUUUUUUACUAUCAAAUUGUGGAGUUCCUAUUGAUUAACUGUGAGUAUGAUUUUGAAAUCUCUUUAUUUUUUAAAAUAGUCAAAAUGUAGUUCGUAUGUAGUGAUUGCUAGAUUCUCACCAUGUCCAAAUUCUUGUUUAUUUUCUUCCAUUUUCUGAUAGUUUUGAAAUUGUUCAAGGAAAAACUGAACCAGCUAUCUUGUAAACAGAAGCACUCUCUCUCAAAAAUUUUAGAAUUGCUCGAACAGAAAGUUAUCCAAGCUGCUGAUAGUCAUUGAAUUUUGGUGAUUUCAUGCCCUCUCAGACAGAAUGUACAUUUCUUAUUCGUGAAGACUGAUAGAUGAUCGGAUAAUACUUUGUUUUUUGUAAUUUUCUAAUUCAAGAAAGAUGCGCUUACAUUAGUUCGAAGAUAUGCCAACUGAUCCAAAGGAUAUUUUGAAGUUUAAACAUAAUUCAAGGGCUCAUUGAAAUAAGGACUAUAGAAGCCUUUUGAUUGAUAUUAAAUUCAUAAAUAUUGAUCAAAAAUACAAUUUAAAUUCUCAUGUCUGCAUAACCUGUGAAGUUUUUCGAAGAUUAUCAUCUCAACACCGAACUUCUUUGACUGAUGAUUAGUUUUAGAAAUGUUUAGUUUUAAGUAGAUCUUAAGUAGGUACCUCUUGUCUUUGAAAAAAGAGCCUUUUUACUAUUGAUUUUUUAGUUUUUUUCGCCUCAAAAAUUUUUACUCUGAUUAUUGUUCAAGGAACUUUAUUGUUUCCUAUUCUCAUCCCACAUUUCCCCAUUCCAAUACUUAUGUACAUAGGAAACUUGUCUUAAAGGCGCAUGAAAAGUCGUUUAGUUUCGUGUUUGUUCAAAGCAGCGGACACAUUACUUUAAGAAACAAUUGCUCUCUUCUUAAUACAGGUUUAUUACUAAACUCUACUCAGUUAUAACGAGGUGGCCCUCCAACCUUCCAGAGAAAAACAAUUGAGACACUGAGUCUCUCAUUGUUAGGUAUUAAAAUUUUACUAGUUUUUCUUUUACUUUAAAACCAAGGCUCUUUUUUAUAAGCUUAUGUUUCUGUAUGGCUGUGUUGAAUGAGUGUGAUCUCUGCCUUUUUUAGUGUCAAACCAUAUUACGUAUAGGCAAAAGUCUUUUUAAGUUCUUAAUUAAUUCUAAUUUUAAAAUCUUAAGAUGUCAAGAAGCCAAUUAGGGGUAGAAAGUCAACGCAACCUCAUUCCAAUAACCAUUAAACUUUCAGUGAUAGUAAAUACAGCACCUCUAGCAUUCAAGCAGAUAGCGUUAGUGUCAAUGUCAUAAUGCUCCAUACACUUUUGCCGAUAACUUGUUUGGUUUACAUGAAGCGCUUUGUUUUCAUAAUCACUGUAAGAAGCUGCCUUUCUUUCAAAAAUUCUGCUCCUGUGUCAAGCAGUAUAACCUUAAUUUUAGAGCUCAUGCUAAGUUAUUUGGUCAACUUGUUGAGCGUGCCAGUGAUGGAUCUUCCAUCUCACUCUGAAAGUCAACUUAUUCGGUGAGAACUUGAGGGAAUUUUUGGCUAUUUUAAUUUUGCCCACUAGGUAAGCUUGUGAGGUUUCCUAUGUUAAUUUAGUGAUUAAAGUAAAAUGUGAUGUCGAUGAAGGUGCUGAUUGAGACAGUAAAGAUAGAAUAUAGGUAAAUAUCUACUGUUUAACUACUUUACAAGUUUUUUUUUUUCUUUUUUAUUACUAAGUACCACAGUUAUGAAAAGUUCAUAGUCAGUAUAAUCGCUAUGAUGAGGCUGAAUAUAAAUUUCAUUAACUAUGAUAAAGAAAUGUUCGAGCAAAUAAGUAAGUGAAUUUCAUCAUGCUUUUGCUGCCAUUUUCACUUCCCAAGGGCCUCUUUACUUCGUCCACAGCAUGCUUGUUGGCUGGCUCCAUACAGAGCUACUUCGUGGCGUUGAGUAUGUAUUCACAAAGGGAAAAUUUCCGUCAGGAAUAUUUUCUGUCAUUAAAUGCAAUACACCUGAGGAAAAGUGAACUUAAGGAGAGCAACAAAACGAUGUAUUGGUUAAAAAAUAUUCAUUUUCAGGCUUUGAUUCUGAUGCAAGAACAUGGAGUUAAAAACUUGAGCUAUAAUUAGCGAUUUUAACGUUGUUAUAAGCGUUUAUAGUGUAGGAGGUCAAAACUGUUAACAGUGCUAGGACCCUAUCUCAACUUAGCUGGGUGACUGUUACUUGUAUAAAAUGCUCGCACGACAGCAAGAUUAUACUUUUAUUGUAUUAAAUAAAAAGGUUUAUUAAAGUCCACUACUCAAUAUUGAGGUCAUUAUAUGAGCAAGAAUCUGUUUUCAAUGGUAACAAAGCUAAAUUCUCUGGGUAAAAUUGUUUCUUAACUACAACUGCGUUUUUCUCGAAAUCAUGUUUUUUAGCUCUUACUUAGAAGUGCUCUAGGAAGGUCAAUUCUUUUUAGAUGAUUUCGAAUUAACGCCCUAAUGUGUCUUUAUAGUUACCUCAAAUAUUAUUUUUUUUAUUCAAAGUCUCCUUUUCCUCAGGUGCAUCAUAACUAAUAAUUGAGACAAUUACCUCCAGAAUAUAAAUAAAAGCUAGCUGAAACUCAAAUCUAACAGAUUUGUUUCACACUUGACACAAGAUUUCUCAUGAAAAUUGCCCAAAAAAAAGAUAAAUCAUGAUUUUAAUAUGCUGCGCACAUUUCUGGAAAUUACGAAUGUGAAUCUAAUUUUCAAUUCCCUAAGAAUCGUAUACAUCACUUAGUGACCGCUCAGCUAUCUUUAUUUACUCAGUCAGUGCCUCUCCUCUAGGAAAAUAAAAUUAUAUUGUCUGACCAUAAAGUGUCGGUAUUUGAGUAUUUACAUAAUUAAGUUGUGUUGUUGAAGACUAUUUUUUUACUAUGUUUCAUGAGGCAAAGUGAAUGGAACUCAUAAUUGAAAAAGUGUUGAUUUUGUCUUAUUUGAACUCGUUUGAGUGAUCUGAGUAAAUGAUGUAGUUUUUAGUGAGAAUAUUUGUCAUAAUAGUAAUUGCAGUGUCAAAAUUUGAAUGCAAACUGUGCCAUGGUCAGUAACUAAAUUGUAAUUAUGUCUCUCCCUCUCACCGAGUUUUACAUUGAUGUCUCAUAUCAUCUCUUUAAGAUAGUAGUUCAGCAGCACCAUAGAUUUAUCAUAAAUUCAAGUGAGACUGUAGGUAUUGUUUCCUAACAGGUUGAAACGUAAUCCAAAUAUUUUCUGUCUAUUUCUAAGGAAAA
Molecule: messenger RNA, 10910 nt
Organism: Bemisia tabaci
Lineage: Eukaryota; Metazoa; Arthropoda; Insecta; Hemiptera; Aleyrodidae
Gene: Fs(2)Ket
Product: Importin subunit beta Fs(2)Ket
Biological process (GO): protein import into nucleus
Molecular function (GO): small GTPase binding
Source: RefSeq, a predicted model, not a curated record